Molecule: messenger RNA, 4207 nt
Organism: Zootermopsis nevadensis
Lineage: Eukaryota; Metazoa; Arthropoda; Insecta; Blattodea; Termopsidae
Source: RefSeq, a predicted model, not a curated record
CUUACAGCGUCGAGACGACAGUGAAAACUGCCAUGUUGCUAAGCGGCGCACGUCCCUGAUUCAUAGAAUGGUCGGCACAUCGAGAUCGCAUCGUGGACACUUUAUUAUUAUCGGUACCCAGGAUAGAACAACGAUGAAACUUAGCCGGCUGUUGCUGUGAGGAGACCAUUCAUCCUGAGCUGUAAGCCCCUCGCCUCAUAAGAGACUACGAACAAAGUCAGACCACAACUGUGCCAUGUGGCUGUUAGAGUCCAUAUGUGGUUUUACAGCUCAUCUGUGGUAGCCGUAGUUGCUUGGUCGCUGGAGCAAUCUUAAGAAAAUUGAAUCAAGUUGUUACGUUGCCAGCCUGGGCAUGUGUAAUGCUGAUGUCCCACAGAUGGUCGUUCGUUGGGCGGUGUUGGAAGGGGGGAGGGAGGAUGUCCCUUAGCAACAGCGACCCGUUCUACUUGCUGGAGGAGUGCCCCCCGGUGCUGAACGCGAGCUGUGUGCUGGACGAAAACUGCACUUGCUGGAACUUCUCGGAUCCAGGCCUGGACGGCGUCGUAACCCUGAAGGAUGAAACCGAAUACGUCCCAUACAACAAGAGGCCGGAAACGUACAUCGUGCCAAUCGUGUUUGCUCUCAUCUUCUUCGUCGGUGUCGUCGGUAACGGCACCCUGGUACUCAUCUUUAUACGUCACCGCAAGAUGAGGAACGUCCCCAACACGUACAUAUUCAGCCUGGCUCUAGGAGACCUUCUAGUCAUUGUGACCUGCGUCCCAUUUAUAUCUACUUUGUACACACUGGAAUCAUGGCCGUACGGCGAAGUGAUUUGUAAGGUGUCGGAAAGCGCCAAGGACGUGUCCAUUGGUGUGUCAGUGUUCACACUGACGGCGCUGAGUGCAGAGAGGUAUUAUGCCAUUGUGAACCCGAUCCGCCGCCACGUGGCGGGCAGGGUUUCGACCAAGCCUGUCACCCAGUUCACGACGAUCGGCGUUUGGGCCCUCGCUGUACUUCUGGCAGUGCCGGCCGCCGUCUUUUCGUACGUGCCCGAGAUUUCGCUCAACACCAACAAGACUAUCAAGAUUUGCCAUCCGUAUCCGGAAGAACUGGGCAAAGUUUACGUUCAGACAAUGGUCAUGGUGAAGUUUCUGUCGUACUACGCCAUUCCACUGAUCAUUAUCGCAUGUUUCUACAUAAUGAUGGCUCAUCAUCUUAUCCUGAGCGCCAAGAACAUGCCAGGAGAGAUGCAAGGCCUGUCAUCACAAAUUCGAGCGAGGAAGAAAGUUUCAAAAAUGGUGUUAGCCUUCGUAAUAAUAUUUAUUCUGUGCUUCCUACCAUAUCACAUAUUUAAUUUGUGGUUUAAUUUUAACCCUAAAUCAGAGGAAGAUUAUAAUGACUUCUGGAACGUAUUUAGGAUCAUCGGAUUCUGCCUCAGCUUCAUAAACUCCUGCAUUAAUCCCAUAACAUUAUAUUGUAUCAGUGGGAAAUUUCGAAAACAUUUCAACAGGUAUUUAUUUAGGUCUUGCACCAAGGGACGACAUACUUUGAGUCUACGUGGAAAUAGUGGAACUAUGUGUGAAACGUCUUCACAUACUCUCGUACAUUUCAACAGUACAAUGCGGAAACAGUGUCAGCCCAAAGAUAAUAUUUCUGUUACAACAACACAUACAGCGCUGUUUAAUUUAGACAAAAAUUAAAAAUGAGCUCAAGGGAUUUCAGGGGUUAAAAAGGUGUCAGCUGUGACUUUCUCGUGAUAACACGUAUCAAACCAAAAUGGGAAAAUCUGCCCUUAAACAUCGAGGAAUCACCUCAGUAUCCCUCCGAGAUGAUGAAAAACCGAAAGUUUUAAAAUUAAAAUCUUGUUGUAAAGUUUCGUUUUAAGGGGCUCGGAAUUUCUCUCGAGAAUGUGAGAGUCUCCGAGAACUGGGAGCGGAUUUUGUCUUGAAGUUAAUCUUUGAUAUUAUUACAUAUUCAGAAAAAAAUAGUUGACUUGUGAGAUUUUAAGUUUUUAUGGCGUCGGAGGAACCUGUCGCUUCCGUCUUCAGGGAUCCUGAAGAUGGGGGGCGAUAUGUUCCUUCGAAAUAUCAACCGCCGUGAAUACCCCAUUUGUCGUACAUACGUACAAUUUUUUUAACUAUUGAUUAUCAAUCUUGAUUCGCAUCAUGGAGGUCCCAAGUUUAAAUUUUAUUCAGGAAACUGGCUACCCUGAGGGGUUCCUUGGUGUUCAUCACACCCACCAGAAAAUUCCUGGGUAAUAUUCCCGUGUGUCUAAGACUCUCUUAUACAGGGAAUACAUUCGCCAGACGCCGAGAUCACAAAAUUACGGUGUCUUCAGAGCCUAAAUAAAAUACAAGCUGACAACAGGAGAACAGUAAUUUCUGUGCCUGGUUGGACCCUUUCCGAGCUCUUAUCUGUACAGAACGUGUUAUUUUGUAACAGUCUGUUCAACGUCGACAACUUUCAAAAGGAAGAUUAAUCUUCCCUCAUAUUAACACUUACAGUGUAUAGUUAAUAUUGUGACACAGUUCGUCAACGUGACGUAUGUCUAUACGUCAUGUUCAGAGUAUUUUAUGACGGAAAUGACGUAACUAUGACGUAAGCGCCACGCUGGCAGUCGUAAAGACCAAUGAAGAAACGAGGUAUGUAUUUAAACGUAUUAUUACUGAAGUCAUCGGAAAUGUUAUUAGUGAUUUGUAAGGUUAUGUUUUGCUGUACAUGUAACUUGUGGACGAAACAAGUAACUAGUGCAGAAGUUUGUAGAAAAAUCUCUUAUGAAGUGGCCAUUUGGAGACUGAUAAUGCGUAAACAAAUGUGUAUUUGUAAUAUAUUUUGGAUUGAGGUGGCUCAGGUUCUGGUACAGUGGCUAGAAUUUUCUCCAAUAUCAGGAAUUAUUUUUAAUAUUAUCUUUAUCGUUAUCACCACCACCAUCAUCAAACAGUGAAAGCUACUAAAACAAGCAUUUUUGUUGCAACUCUUAUUUCUAGAACAGGAGAAAGCAGCACGUGUCUUAUUUGUUCACAACAUUCGCCUUAAUCCAAAUUUUAACAGUGAUCUCAUAAAGAAACGUCAGCUUGCCACUGCCCUAUCACGAGUCACGUGUUGGGAGCUACGUAUGUGUUGUGUCUCAAGCAGCCAUUGAAUGAAAUUAUAUAAUGACGACGUAUCUCAUUGUUACGUCAUCAAAACUUGUCGUUUAAUGUUUAUAAGCUCACAAUUCUGGGGAAUUCUCCCCAGUUUGUCUGUAAAAGACACACAGGGUAAUAGAUUUAAUAUAAUUCGAUCAGUUUGCAGUGCGCAUGCGCAGGACUAUUCAGUCCUGCGCAUGCGCUAGAUUUUAACGGUCCUCAUGCUUCUAGUUAUAGCGAGUUCGAUGUAAUUUUUUUUAAUUACAACAGUAAUUAUAUAUGGUUGUAAAUAAUUGUAGUAGUAUAACAUGUAAGACAUAAGUGUUCCAUAUCAAUUUAUAGGAAAAUACCACGUAAUUAAUGACUGGUGUAUCGAGUGUCGGAUUUUAGUUUUUACAGCGAUUUGAAUUAAUUUCCUGUCUUCUGAAUUGAUAUACUCCUAAGAUGUAGCAGCUCGUUCUGUAAAAUGUUGUUAGACAACCAGAAUGGUGGAUGGCGUAACAACCCAGAAGAUCACGAGGUGACGAAACUGGAUUUUAAUAUGAUCAGGUCAGAUAUUUAAUGAUUAAACCGUGUUGUCUAUAUAAUUUUACUUUUACGAACUGCGUAAUGAUCAAUAAUCGAACUGCAUUCGAUUGAUGUUAACGUUUAUAAGGAUGUACUGACAUCAGUUGCAAUAUGACAGACAGAUAAAACUGAAUGUUGUUACUGUCAUUUUAAUAUUGUUUGAGCGAUGAAGGCAGCGAGUAUGGCAGAGGUUGGCGUAAAACGAGUAACUACGGUAACAAUAGAUAUAUGUAGGUAUAAGAAGAACUUAAUCUGAAUGUGGAAUAAGGUUGUUAACAGCUGACUUUCCGUGUUGAAUGUAACAUGCAUGAACUGAUAUUAUGAUCAUGACGAAAAUAUGUAAAAAGAACAGUAAACUCCAGUAAUCGGUUUCGAAAAUCUAUUAAUUUUAAGGAGUUUAAAAUAAUCUUCUCAGUACCUCUGUAAAUAAAUGUUGGAUAUAUUCUGAUCUGUGGAUAAUUUUUGUUUUUUGAGGGUCUAUCAUUGGAUACGUAAUCUAUGAAUAAAUUUCACUUGCGUUGUUUCUACAAAGU